This is a messenger RNA of Oncorhynchus tshawytscha (Chinook salmon), 2959 nucleotides long. RefSeq names its product histidine decarboxylase (gene hdc). The transcript is spliced from 12 exons. Gene Ontology annotation, biological process: histamine biosynthetic process; L-histidine catabolic process. Gene Ontology annotation, molecular function: histidine decarboxylase activity; pyridoxal phosphate binding. NCBI's taxonomy places the organism in Eukaryota, Metazoa, Chordata, Actinopteri, Salmoniformes, Salmonidae. Bases 83 to 1357 code for a protein of 424 amino acids. The record is from RefSeq and is a predicted model, not a curated record.
AACUAAACAACACCAGCAGAGAGAAACACUGAUCUAACACACUACUGUACACCUCUCAGCUGACAACUCUAUUGUUACAAGGAUGCAGGCAGAGGAAUACAAUCGUAGAGGUAAGGAGAUGGUGGAUUACAUCACUAGGUACCUGACCACCAUCAGAGAGAGGAAGGUGACCCCAGGCCCAGAGGUGAAGCCUGGCUAUAUGAGAGAGCUGCUGCCAGACAGCGCCCCCACUGACCCGGAGGACUGGGACUGUAUCUUCAGGGACAUAGAGAAGGUCAUCAUGCCUGGGGUGGUCCACUGGCAGAGCCCCUACAUGCAUGCGUACUAUCCAGCCCUGACCUCCUGGCCCUCCAUGUUAGGAGACAUGUUGGCUGACGCCAUCAACAACAUCGGAUUCACCUGGGCCUCCAGCCCGGCCUGUACAGAGCUGGAGAUGAACGUGAUGGACUGGUUGUGUAAAGCUCUUGGUCUCCCCACCUUCUUCCUCCAUCACCACCCAGACAGCACCGGGGGAGGAAUACUGCAGAGCACAGUGAGUGAGAGUAGUCUGGUAGCUCUGCUAGCUUCCAGGAAGCACAGGAUCCAACAGCUGAAGAGGACAGAUCCAGCAGACAGAGACCUGGACGACUCAGUGGUCAACUCCAGACUGGUGGCCUACGCAUCAGACCAGGCUCACUCCUCAGUGGAGAAGGCAGGUCUGAUCUCCCUGGUGAAGAUCAGGUUCCUCCCUCCAGACGACCACUUCUCCCUGAGAGGAGACACUCUGAAACAGGCCAUCCAGGAGGACAGGAGGAGAGGACUGGUACCUGUCAUGCUGUGUGCCACUCUGGGGACCACGGGGGUGUGUGCCUUCGACGACCUGUCAGAGCUGGGACCAGUGUGUGCAGAGGAAGGUCUGUGGCUGCAUGUGGAUGCAGCGUACGCAGGCUCAGCGUUUCUCUGCCCUGAGCUGAGAGGACCUCUGGGGGGUAUAGAGUACGCUGACUCCUUCGCGUUCAACCCCUCCAAAUGGAUGAUGGUCCACUUCGACUGCACUGCCUUCUGGGUGAAGGACAAGUGCAAGCUCCAACAAACCUUCAGUGUCGACCCUGUCUACCUCAGACACGAAAACUCAGACCAAGCCACCGACUUCAUGCAUUGGCAGAUCCCCCUGAGUCGACGGUUCCGCUCUCUGAAGCUGUGGUUUGUGAUGCGCUGCUUCGGUCUGAAGAACCUUCAGGGACACAUCAGACACGGUGUAGAGAUGGCUAAGCUACUGGAGUCCCUGGUUAGAUGUGACCCUAACUUUGACUUGCCUGCUGAUAGACACCUUGGCUUGGUGGUGUUCUGUCUCAAGGAAGGGAAUGCUCUGACUUAGGAGUUGCUACGGAGAUUGACGCGGUCCCGCACCAUGUACCUUGUCCCCGCCGACAUCGAUGGGAAACGCAUCAUCCGCUUCACCGUGACGUCACAGCUGACCACCUCAGAGGACAUUAUCAGGGACUGGGACAUCAUUCGCAAAAUGGCCGCCGACCUUCUGGCCGAGGAGGCCGAAAAACAGGCGGUCAGUAAAAUGGAGGAGCACCAGUCUUCAGUCAGAAAAACUGUUGAGAAGCUGUCAGAGACAAACAGUGAUUUGGGGAAUCACACAACAACAGCAGCAGAGGGCUUGGCUGCCUCUCUCAUGACUAGGAAACCAAAGGAGAUUGAAAAGGCCAUCAGUGACACAAAGGACGAACCACUGAAAACACCCAAAGAGUUGGAGACCAGCCAGACACAGACCAGCCCCAAGACAGGAUCCAAAGAGCCAGAGGUCGGCCCGACACAGACCAGUCCCAAGACAGGAUCUAAAGAGCUAGAGGCCGACCCGACACAGACCAGCCCCAAGACAGGACCCAGAGAGCUUGGGACCAGCCUGGCGCAGACCAGCCAGGACCCAGAGACAGGAGCCAGAGACGGCCCUGAGGAGAUCCCCUGUACUGCUGCCUUCAGAGUUCAGAGGGUCCAACCACAGCUCCGCUUGGACAGUGAUAAGACUGGAUUUAGACCACAACCACCAUUCUGGAUGGAUAAAGAAAAGUCUGGGUCUGAGAACAGGCCGAGGAGGACAGUACGCUCUCUGAGCUGCAGCAGUGAGCCCUUACCUGGCCCCAUUGGGCCCCUGUUUGGUCAUAACACUGACCCCCUUUCUAAGCCUCUCUCUAGCUCUGUCACGGACUCGCAGCCUGGACAUAAAGACCCAGACCUCAUCCACCCCCUAAAUGACACCCAGGUCAGACGUCUCUCUUCCAGCCCAAGCCCCUCAGGCCUCUUUCAGAUCCCAGAGUGGCCUUCUCCAACCAAUUCCAACCAGCUGGGGAAACGGGUCCUGAGGAAGCUCACCAAGUUCUACAGCUUUCCCAGUUUCUGCCACCUGUGGGUGCAGUGUGGGCGCUACCAGGUGUGCUGCCCUGUCAGGGGACUUCAGAUCGCCCCAAAGCUCAGAUCUCCCCAAAACCCUGGUCCUCCUCUGGGUGUAGGAGACUCCGCUGUUGGUCUUGUUCCUCUGUGACUCCAGUAGAUACCGCUAACUUUCCUGCUCUACUGUAGCCAAGGUUAGCUCCUGGGUCGUAUUCAUUAGGCACAACGUAGCAAAAUGUUUUGCAAUGGAAAAUGAAAAUGAAUGUUUCUUAUUGUACAAGACCACCUUGGUCCAAUCCAUUUUCUUCCAUUUGGUGCCUGAUGCAUACGACCCUGUAGUCUCCCUACCAAAUGUUUCCCACAAACACCUUUGUGGUUUCAGGAUGUAGAGAUGGCAGAGCUCUGAGGUCUUUCAUUUAUUUUAGAUUUUUUAUCAGAUAUCUUUUUUUUUAAGUGACACAGCCACACAUCUCAGAUAGAUAUACUAUAUGUUUUUUUGUAUUUAUUACAAAAUCAAUCUUUAUUUAUUUAUUUACAAAUGUUCCAUACAGUUUUCAAUUUUCACAUUUUUUCUCUAUAG